GAUUUGAUGUCGGCCUUUUCCGGUUGAGAGCCAUUACGUUGAUAGGGGUGUGAGCCGGUUUCACGUAAUCCUCAGCCAUCUCAAACAGUUUUAGUUUCACGCCACUAAAUCAUAAUGGCGAAAUUACUUGGAAAUUUUCUCUUUCUGAUGCUGCUGUUAUUGCCAACAACAAUGAUGUUGGUUGGACAAGGCAGGACCAGCAACUUUGCCAUGGCUGAAGAUGCUGGCAAUGACCCAAUAGAAGGCGAAGAUGAUGAAGCAACGGUGGAGACAGAUGAGGGAGCACAAACUGGCGAGGGGGCAGACGAAGGAGAAGUUGUUGCCACAGAAAAGGAAGAGGAGGAGGAUCAACCACUUAAACCAUCUGAGAAUGCUGAUACCUUCAUCUUGUUCAUGAAUCCUGACAUCCCUUCUGGUGACAACAGAGAUAUUCCUGCUGGCAAGUUGGUCCGGGUUCUUGUUGGGUUUACCAAUAAGGGAGAUAAGGAGUUUGUUGUGGAAACCAUGGAUGGAUCAUUCCGCUACCCACAAGACUUCUCUUUCUAUGUCCACAAUUUCACUACUGUGUCUUAUAGCCAAGUUGUGGAACCGAAGAAGCAAGCAACAUUUGAAUAUGGAUUCACUGCCAAUGAAGCCUUCAAUGCUAGGCCUUUUGGUCUCACCAUCAACCUCAACUACAAGGACAGUGAAGGCAAUUUCUUCCAAAAUGCUGUGUACAAUGAAACUAUUACUGUGGUGGAGCCUGAUGAGGGUCUGGAUGGGGAAACCUUCUUCUUGUACGUGUUUUUGGCUGCGGUUGCUGUCCUUUUGCUAGUCGGAGCCCAGCAGUUGCUGUCCACUUAUGGAAGGAAACGUCUGCUGCCCAAACACAAACCCAUCGUGGAAAUGGGCACCCAGAAGUCGGAUGUAGACUACGACUGGCUCCCAAAGGAAACGCUCCAGGAGAUGAAUCGUUCUCCUCGGCGUUCCCCAAAGCAAUCACCUCGCCAGCGAAGAAGCAAAAGAUCUUCGGGUUCUGGCGAGGAGUAAAGGAAUGGCGUCAGGAGCGGGCACCAAUUCUGCUGCCCAUCACACGGGAUCACAACAUCCCUGUCAAUCUCAUCACUGUUUUUCACAAUAAAAUAUACACACCUCGUAAACGUAGGCGGUACUGCUUGUCUUUAACUCUAGGAUUAUCAAUUGUAGAUAGGUUUAUUAUGUGGACGCGUCAUGAAUGUAUGUAGCCAGGGCAUCUGCCAUCGUAUGGUUGUAAACAUAAAAAAUGGAAGGCAUUGAGACUGAAUUGAAUUACCUUCGAGUAUUUUGGUUAAAUUUUAUUUUUUAAAUCUUUUUUUUGUUGAGUGAAAGCGUUUUAACACAAUCACUGGUUGCUUUAGAUAAAAUGUGAUAGUUUAUUUAUUUCAUAAUAUUUAUUGAUGCACCUGUGAAUUUGUAAAAGUUGCCAGUUCCAUUACUAUGCAAGCUGAAUUGUACAUACACGACCACCCUGGUCUACAGUUACCUAAUCCGACGUUCAAGAAUAUCUCCAUUCCAAAAUGUCUAUGUACAUUCCUACUUAAUUUUUACAAUAGGAAGGAAAUAAAUCUGGUUAUGGGUUACCUUUGCAAGCUUGCAUAAUUACUUUCUUGAUCUAGUCUGAUAUUGUGUGUAAGACCAUCCAGUUAAUUAUGCCAGUAUGUUUUUGUUUGGCAGUCUGUUGAUAUUAAGCUUUGCUGCUCAUGUAUUUUCGUUAUCUAAGAAAGAUUAGGUAUGUUGUCUAAGAAUCAUCCAAUGCUCAAAUUUUAACUAAGCAAGAUUACAUUGUAUAUUUCUGGACGAGUAUGUGAAUCAUGUAAAUAUCAUUUUAAUAAAAAAUAAAAAAACAAAA
This is a messenger RNA of Haliotis rufescens (red abalone), 1867 nucleotides long. RefSeq names its product translocon-associated protein subunit alpha-like. The coding region runs from base 115 to 1029 and encodes 304 amino acids. NCBI's taxonomy places the organism in Eukaryota, Metazoa, Mollusca, Gastropoda, Lepetellida, Haliotidae. The transcript is spliced from 9 exons. Gene Ontology annotation, cellular component: endoplasmic reticulum membrane; endoplasmic reticulum. The record is from RefSeq and is a predicted model, not a curated record.